GUCGUUCCCAUUGCAAUUACGACAGCGACGAACAUCUCAACAAUUUUCAUUACGACUGCUGAACGUACACGAAUUUCUGGUUGCAACGGCUGGUUCUGAAGCGCUACUUAGGCGUCAACUACAGGUCUGACGAGGCUAGGUUUUGAGGAUGGCCGAUAGUGUUCAAAUCACAAUUCCAGACCUCGGAGACGACGACUUUGGAGGCUCCAGCACGACGCCAUUCGGUCGAUCUGGAAAUGCUUUCGGAUUUGGUUCAGGGGGAGGAUCGUUUGGUCAGGCGAAUCCUUUCAGUGCUGGAUUGGGCUUUGGACCACCGGAGGAAUCUCCAACUCUUAUGACGCCAAUACAAGGUCCAGAUCGCAGUGAAAGAAGUUACUUUGCCACUCAUAGUCGAGGUGAUUCGGUCACUUCAGUCGAGUCGACUGGCUCCAAUUCAACCCGGUUUGCCUAUCCAAACCGCUCCCAGACUUCGUUUACGACUUCGACACCCUCAUCUACGCAUGCGUCAACAGGAUUUUCAAAGAAGACUUCCUUUGCAUCCAUACGAAAUGCAUUCAAGAGUGGGAAAAGUUCUGAGCCACCUCCGCUUCCUCAUUCAGAUAUCUUGAAGGGGGCAUUCAAUAUGUCGACGUCUUCUUUGAAUAGUGCAAAUCCGCCAAUGCUAACCCUAAGAGGUCCUUUGACAACCAGCUCUCCUUUUGCUCGUCCUUCCACACCGUCAGAUGGGAGGUAUCGAACUACCCCCAAGAAGGGUCACGAUCAAGCCAAAUCGUAUCAUUCCCAGUCAGGUUCGAUCUUCCACAUCUCGGACGGGGGAAGCGAUGGCCAUGGUCACCCUUUCUCUCUCUCACCGCCUCCUGUUCCACGUGUCCCCAACGGCUUCGGCGACAUCAAUGGACGUGAUACACCGUCAGUUCCUGAGCCCGACGAUGACAAGGUCGACAUCAAUCCGAAGACCCCAUCAGAUUUUGCUCUGCAUGCUGUUUUUAUGCGGUUCGCCACAUCUGCCGAAGCCAAGAUCGAUACGUUCCUUAGACAAGCGCUAGAAAUAGACCCCCCUCUACCAGACUUUAUGGGUCCGGGAACAGACCCAAAAUUCGAUGAUGUUCUCAAAUCCUUAGGGCAGAUUGCUCAUAAAACCGCUAAGCCAGUGCUUGAUUCCAUCAUGCGGUGGAGGCGGUCUCAGCUGGAGAACGUCGGUUCUGAAUUCAUACGAUUCCACAUGUCACAAUCAGGUCCUUCACAUAUAAUAUCCUCUAAUAACUCUACAAGCAUUGCUACCAACACAUUAUCGCACAUCAACCCAUCUUCCGGGCACGUACGGGUAGUACGCACGCACGAUGUCCCUGGACUGUUGAACGAGCGGAAAAGUUUGGCCGCAAUUUACAUUAUGUGUCGCGCAUUGAUUGCCGUAGUGCAGACGCUUGGGAAGGAUGCUAUUGGGGAAGACAUGGGCUACACCUUGGAGAAGACAACAUUCGAUCAGUUCAGAAAACCGGAUCUGAAACUUCUUAUGCAAAGUAAUAAUCAUCGAACGAAUGCAGAGCUCUCAGCAGCUCUUUUGGGUCAUUUGGCUAAUAUUAGAUUUGUCAGUGUGACUGAUAGAUUUUUGGCCGAACUCAAAUCAGUAGCUCUCGGACAGGUCCCCAAGGAUCUAGACAUGAAGUACCAAAAUCUCGUACUUGGUUUGAAGCAUAUUAAGAUCAAGGUCUGGCCUCCAGAGGCAUUUGAAGAAGGCGCCGAAUUCAUGGAGUCUUUAUCGAAAUCAUUCGCACAUGCUCAUGGACAUCGACUUAAGUUUGCUUUUGCUGAAACGCUGGUGCAGAUUCUUCAUCCAAUUGGCCAGACCGCGCAAGCUGAAACGAACAAUCCGAUGUGGGCCAAAGCGAUUGAGGCCAUAUAUCCGAAGGCCAGGGAGAUGUCUACAAAGCCGCGUUAUUGGAAUGUUGCAUUCCCCUUGGUAAUCACGACUUUGUGCGUGUCACCAGAGAAUUAUUUUCGGAAAUAUUGGUUAGCUUGCUUUGAGAGUGCUUUGACGAAGCUUAAGGAAAAAUCUCUCCGCAUACCCUUAAUGAAUGGGUUGAUGCGUCUCAUCUGGACGUAUCUAUAUCGAUGUCCUGAAUCAGCAUCCACGACAGCAACGAAGCUUGAUAGCCUUCUGAAACAUUUCUUCCCCCCAAAUCGCUUAUCCGUCCACGCUAGCGACGAACAUCUUGAACCCUUCAUAUUCAUCACUCAUUUCGUUCUAUCUCGUCACUUCGAUUACGGCCGCGACCUUUGUUUAGAGCUAAUGCAAGAAUCUGCCAUCAACUCACUCCACCAAGCCAACGGCAACGUCGUAAACGCAUUUGCACCGGAACGCACUGCAAUCGCCGUUCAAGCCUUCCUGCUUUCCCUUCACGCCCUGGAACGGGAGUCUCCUACCCCAGCCUGGCCAUCAAAUCCUGACUUCUUCGCGCACGCUUCCAUUGACGACUAUCCCUCCUCCUCCGACUUCGUCCCUCCUUCUCUCCUCAUGAAGUCUAUCAUUCAGGAAUCUUACGAUCGUUGUGGUUCACUUCUCGCUAUCAUCGCAAACCAUUGCAACGCAAAUAUUGGACACAUGUCUGUGUUUGACGAUCAGUGGUCACUGUCCCGGAUGCCCAAUCUAGCGUACGAGGAGAGCCACAACUUUGUUGUACGAAAGCAUCCGGAGGGCGUGAGCGUAGCUUAUAACUCAAUCUUUUCAUCGCAAGUAAGCAUGCUUCAGACAUGUUUCAAGUCAUGGCCAAGACUCCUGCACCAAUCAUUACCUGUGGGCGACGCUAUCGAUAUGCUUCUGAAGGGAAUUAUCCACGUGGAGCCUAUGAUUGGAGAAGCAGCUAGAGACGCGUUGAAAAGGUUCUUGGGUGACCCAGCUCAUUCGUUGCUAGUGGUCUCAAGGUUCACUCUUUUCCUUUUCCAUCCUCAGAGGAUAUCACAGGAAGGAACCGGGAACAAACUGAUUUUCGAGUCACGUAUGCUAUUGGAUCUCUGGGUUAGUGCAGUGGAUGGAUGGAUUAGAUCAUUGCUGAAGAUGGACGUUGAAGCAUUCGCGGAGCAGGAGGACGAGCUUAGUGAGCGGUGCCAAGAAGUCGAGGCCGGAGCGUUGUUCCUCAUGUCUCAUGAGAAUAAGGACAUCCAUAUGGCAGGUGUACAAGUAAUUCGUAUAUUGGGGCUGCUACUGGAGCAUCUAUCGCCAGAAGAUCUAGCUAGUCCGUCAGAACUUCCCCAGACUUUCUUGCCGUUUGUGGAGAAGUUCCAUAGAGGUGGUCGAGAUUCAUCUUGCUUGGAAGGUUACGAGGAGUUACUGGAGAAACCAGAGCUCAUUCGUUUAGAGCAGUGGAAACAAUCCAAGAGGGUCGACAAUGUGCUUCGCAUCGCCGACAGCUCAAAUGACAAAGAUCGCAUCCUGUGGAAAUCCGUGUUCCCGUCGUUCAUGCAAACGUGUAUGCGCUAUCCGGCUCCAAAUCUUGGGGUCUUCCGAGAUGCUCUCAUUGCGGCUGCGACCAGGUAUCAUCCCACAAUAUCCCAUCUGGCUGGACUGAGUAGUAGGUUACCUGCCGGGCGUACACUAUCCGGACACGAAAAAAACGGGCUUAGAUUGGUUGAAAAUAAUCGAAUGCUCAUUGAUCAAUGGACGAUAUGGGUUCAUAUCCUCUGUGCUACCGCAACUUUGCCAGAGACAUCACGCCCUACACUAACUCAGAUUGGCCGUGAACACUCCCGCGCACCCUCCUCUGACACAAACUUUGAACGCGAGCGUUUGUCGACUAGUCGCGGCCUUUUCAGGUAUCUGACUCCCUUCCUGGACUCGGAGUACACACUCUUCAGAGACGCUGCCGUGAUCUGCAUCAGCUGCUUUCCGGUUGAUGCAUAUCCACAACUCUUGGAAGAUUUGAGUCUCCUUGCAGGCCGGCAAUUCUAUGACGAUCCUCGAACAAAGACAGGCUUAGCCAAUACAGCGGAGCAAGGUCUGGGAAUCCUCUCCGCUAGACCAUUGUACGUCGACCCACAAAGCAAAAUGAACAACAUCGCCGGUGAAAGGCUGCGACGCCAAGAGCGACUUCAUUCGGCUGUUGCUCGUAUCUAUUACUUGACGUCUGUCAAUCUGAAACACCAACGGUCCGCUGGACGUCAAGCUGCACUUUCGAAUGUGCUCAAGUUUGUGCGAAACACUCAGAGUUUCCUGACUACACCCGAAAUGAGGGAUAAUCACACCCUGCAACGAUUGAGGCGGUAUUUCUGUGGCACUGUCGAACGACUGUUUGAUGGUCUUGGGACCCUGAAGGAUUCUGAUCGGUUUAUACCAUCCAAUAUGCACCUUUCACUUUACCGCCUGUGUGAAGAGUGGUGCCAGUUCGGACCUCAGCCCGAGAGCGUCAAGCAACGGCUUGUCUACAUGCAGAAGAUGGCGGCAGCUGAGACUUCAGGUGGAAGUGAUACUGCAAUGGAACAUUUCCAAGAGGAAACUCUCCUUCUGUCAUAUGCCGCGGUGGGUGCUAUGUCGACACUUUGCCACAAAGCCUUUGCUCCGCCAGGUGUUUCUUCCGGUUCGCCAACGAACAACCACAGUCCUGACCAUUUCAAGCCGUUGACUUCCAGUAACCUUCUGGAACGAUUGAGCGCAAUAUUGUCGUCUUCACAUCCCCCCACACAGGAACGCGGCAAGCGGGCGCUAAAAUCGAUAUUGCUGGUCAAUACUUCAGAUAGAGUCCUUCUGGAAGAAACUUUACGUCGAGCGAUCGUGAAUAGUGACGAGUCGGACAGCAGUAAUCAACGGAUCUUUGAAGUCCUCUCCGACCUUAUCUGCUCGACAGAAGGACAUGGUUUCACCUUCGCACAAAUAGCUUCCUUGUCACUAUCAAACUUGUGUCACCCUUCAUCAAAGACACGACGAGAAGCGUUCAACAUGCUGGAAACCAUACAUCACCAGGCUGGCGGGUUGUUGACUAUGUCGCAAUUUGAGGCCACGAUCGGAAGCGCUGUGACUGGUGCCUUCGUCAAUUCCCAUCGACAGGUAGCGGAAUUUCUUGCUGGAGAGCACCCUUGUGAAGCGACUGCCAUCUUAGGACAGCUAGCCGGUUGGCUGCCCAGUAUCUCACCCACAUCAACUGUGAUGACAAUGUUACUUCUCCAAAGUAUCGAAUACUGGAUUCCCAAUAUAGAGCUCAUGACAGAGGAUAGGACUUGCUUGUCGGAACAAGGGCAUCUAACACUGUACCACUUGAUGGCGUUGACCCUCCGCUAUGGCCAGAGUCACCCAGAGCAGAUAUUGGUACUAUGGAUGCGCUUGGUGGAACCUCCAAAUCAGUCUAAUGGGCAUGCAGCUGUACGAUUCUUGUUGGAGCAGUCGCACAAAGUAGGUAGUACCGUUUUCAUUGACAGUGCAGCGAAUAUUGUUGCCUGUAUCUGCCAAUCUGCAGCGGGUCGAGAGAUAUUUCAAGAAGUGUGUUCCGUCAUUGAACCAGCACGAAUGCUCCCCACUAUUGAGCACAAACUCACGUUUCCUGAUGCUCGUGACAUGGAGAUAUGGUCAGAACUUGAUGCUUUAUUCGUGGAUGGGAGACCUCGUUUGGCUUUGGGGUCUGCUCAGUUUGCGUUGCUGUUCCUCGCCGAUGUGACCUUACCGAGGCAGUGGGAACUCGUUGAACAAUUACCGGUCCUCCUUCAUGCUCUCUUUACCCACCUCGAUAAUAGAGUCGCCUAUGUCCGUUUACGCGCUCGCUGGAUGCUCUUCCAACUGUUGCGGUCUUGGGCACCCGGUUAUGACGAACUUCCUGAUCGCUCGAGUUACCCAAAUCGUUCUGUGCUGAAAGACGAGUUGGCCGGGCUGGAGUUACAGGCUGAAGAUAUGUUUUGGAAGGAGGAUGAAAAGAUCUCCGAGAUUGAAGAGAAAGUAAGAUGGCUCGCCUCGCGAGUCAUCAUCUUCCUCGAGCCACUUUGUCCUACCAUUCGUGAGAAGUGGGGUACAUUAGCUUCGGAGUGGGGAGCAUCUUGUUCUAUUCGAUCGGUCGCUUUCCGUUCAUUGCAGAUCUUUAGAGCUCUAUCGCCACGAGUAAAGAUGUUGCAGUUGGCCCUAUUGCUCGGCCGCUUGUCGAACACUAUCUCUGCGUCAGACGAUAGUGUGAAGUCUUUCGCAACAGAAAUCAUUCUUACCCUCAAUGCCAUGGUCUCCUCGCCUAAUUUCGACAUGACAUUGCUCCCGCAGAUUUUUUGGUGUGCAUGUGGGGGGUUAUCUACGACGAUCGAGCAGGAAUAUAGUGAAGUCCUGAAUUUAUUGGAGACCGUUUUGACUAGAGUCGACUUCGAUGAUCCGGCAGUGGUUGAAGCCCUGAUUUCAUACCGACCUUUAGAUUGGAAGGGAACAGACUCUCUUCAACAAAAUUUAUUGGCUGGUUUGAGAUCGUCUGCGACUUCUAAAGCUACCCUCAGACUUCUUCAACACCUUACAUUCUACAGAGAUAGUCGGCUCAUCGAUGCUAGUGAUGGUCGAGUGCGCGACUUAUAUACACUAUCCCUUCCAUGGUGCCUGUAUGCCAUGAUGCCCGAGCAAUCGGUUGACGAGUCCCUCCGCCAAUUCGCAGAGAACAUUGGUAGCCUCGCCAAGGCCGAAGGUCGUACCUCCAUCCACAAGAUCAUGACUUCAUUUGCGAAAGGUCACUUCCGAACCCGGGAUGACUUUCUCCGCCAAUCGGUGUCCAGUCUUCGGGAACAUUACGGUCUCAAUUAUUGGACCGAAAUCACCACCCUUCUCAUAGGUCUAGUUUUGAAUCAAGAGCGAUGGUUGCGCAUCCAGACAAUGCAAGUUCUGAAAGUUCUCUUCCAACAAAGAGAAACCAGAAACCCACUCGAACUCCUCGGCUCGGAGUUACUAAUGCCGUUACUACGUUUGUUGGAGACCGAUCUAGCAUCUCAAACCUUGGAUGUUCUUGAGGAGCCGAUGACAAUGUCUGGUGGACUAGCCGCAAAACAUGUCUUGCGGAUGAGCAUGCAUACACGGACUCUUCCUACUCCCAAGGACGUGGACUCGUGUGCAACCAUAUUCGGAGUUCCAGAGGAAUCCGGCUGGUGCGUCGUAAAAGUCGAUGAAAUGCGCCAAACGUGUCGUGCUAAUAUCGAAGGUGUCUUUGACACGUGCUCCAUACCAUCUCGACCGUCUCGUAUCGAGUUCGAACCAGAAGAAAUGGAAGCGCUCGCAUCCAAUACCCCUAUCGAGGAGGAGAGAGAGGACCUUGGUGGGCUCGUGCAGAAUCUCCAUGAUCUCACAACUUUCUUCCAAGACGGAAAAUCGAAGCCCCAGCUCUCUUCCAUGCCCAAUAUAAGGCUUGAAGCUCGCGUUGCGGCCAUUCUUGCCAAAUCUACGGCGAACGACACUGUCAACGAUGUUCCUCCGACUCCCUUUGUCGAUGUCUUCCACGUGGGUGCGGCAAUGUCGUCGGAUGAAGAAGACUCGGAUUCAGAUUCGCCUGCGAGUGUUUCCGACGACGACGCGUUCUGUUUUGAUUCUCCCUCUACCUAUUCGAGUGCUCCCAACGGUUCUCGUCUGCAUUCUUUUCGUUGAAUUGUCUAAUUCCUACUCGCGGAACUUCUUGACUAGCUUUCUUUUUGUUUCUUUUUGGUUCAGUACUCUCUCAAACAUCGUACUUCUUCAACUCAUAUUCAGUCCUGCAUACGCAUACUGUACACUAUUUUGUAUUUUUACAACUAUCAGUUAUCGCAACUUGGUCGCAUACCGGUACAGACAGUCAGUAUCACUGUAAUGUAGUUUAAGGAUCUAUCUAUAUCGAAUCUUAGAAUUUUUCCUCAGCCU
Marasmius oreades (fairy-ring Marasmius) is the source of this 7831-nucleotide messenger RNA. RefSeq lists its product as uncharacterized. Bases 149 to 7582 code for a protein of 2477 amino acids. NCBI's taxonomy places the organism in Eukaryota, Fungi, Basidiomycota, Agaricomycetes, Agaricales, Marasmiaceae. The record is from RefSeq and is a predicted model, not a curated record. Gene Ontology annotation, cellular component: cell cortex; site of polarized growth. The transcript has 9 exons. Gene Ontology annotation, biological process: cell morphogenesis.